UAGUCGAUGUAUUUUAAUAUUUUAUUCUGAUAUAGCCUAAUCUCGGUCUAUUUGAAUUCUUUUAUCUAUAUUACCGGGGCAUCUGAAAAACCGUCUCUAAUAAUAUUAAUGUAAUUUAUCUCUGUUUAAUAUUUUUUUCUCUAAAUAGUGCAGUGCUUGUGUGUAUGAGUUCAUUCUGCUAUUGGAUUAGUGCAUCAAAUAUUAAUUAAACAUAAACAUGGCAUGGAAAAUUUGUACUGAUGUUGUUCAAAUCUCCGAAUGAUACUUCAUACGAAUCAACCGAUUUACUCUACAACCCCUUGACGAACUACACCCAAAAUGAACUGAUGGAAAAGUUCAACCUGGCAUUUUACGAGGCCCAAUCCGUUUCCAAAGGCGACAUGAUCGACACAAUCAACAACUUCACCCAGAACGAAACCAUCGAUCAUAAAUCCAACUUACUAACAAACGAAGAUGACGAAGAAUGCUGCGAUGACUAUUUGAUCGACUAUUUGAUAUCGGAAGAUUCGACAGCUAGCCCGACCAAUUGUGACAUCAAUUUCGACUUCAACGACUUCGUACAUGAGUUUGAAAACGUCAGAGAAUCGUUUUCUGAGUCUACUACUACGACGGAGUUCGAUACUGAAACCUACACCACGGAAAAUUCAACGGAAAUCAACGAGUACUGUCCGAAAUCAUCCCAGUUUUCGAAUUUCUUCGUUCCACCACCGAUUUCAAGCAAAUUUUGUUAUGAAAAUAACGCUGAAUCGUCACCAAAAGCACUGAAUGGAUUUGAUGACAUCGAUUUAUGCGAAGGGCUGUCAAAUGCGUCGAUUGAUAUUGCUGAUUGGUCGGAAAUUCGGGAUUUGGAUGAGGGAGAACAACAUUUUGCUAAUCCUCUGCCACCUGUUGGGACAAUUACGAAGAAUAACUUUGAUUUCAAUUGUUAUGUUCGAAGUAUACCGGUUGGCGAUAUGGGUUAUCUUAAACAGGAUUUGAACAACAAAAGUGAAUAUGGGCAUUUGAUCGGAUCGUCUGUGUCAAAAAACACCGAAUUCAUCCAAGAUGGCGACCAAAGGGAACAAAAAUUUAGCCAAUCGGAACAAAAUCAAAUGAUCCUCACUCAGACAGAUGCCCUUUUAAACGAUGAUCCCUUACUAAGUUCCAGCAAUACAUUUUACGUCGGCCAGAACAACAUAUUACAAGUAGAUUACGGUUAUGAAGAAAAAGAAAUAUUUGAAGAAGUUCCAAGCAGUCUACAAUGUAAGUGGGAGAAAUGCUACCAAUUCUACGACAGUCAGAGCACUCUUGUGACACAUAUAGAGAAAUGUCAUGUCGAGAUCAAAAGAGGUGAUGAAUUUACAUGUUUUUGGGAACAUUGUCCUAGACAAACCAAACCGUUCAAUGCCAGAUAUAAGUUGCUGAUUCACAUGAGAGUUCAUAGUGGGGAAAAGCCUAACAAGUGUCCGUUUAAAGGAUGCAACAAGGCUUUUUCGCGACUGGAGAAUUUGAAAAUCCACCAAAGAAGCCAUACAGGCGAGCGACCCUACUUAUGUCAGUUCAAUGGUUGCACAAAAUGCUUUUCUAACAGUUCAGACAGGGCAAAACAUCAAAGAACACAUUUUGACACUAAACCUUACGCAUGUCAAGUCACGGGAUGUUUAAAAAAAUACACCGACCCAAGUAGUCUGAGAAAACACGUAAAAAAUCACUCUCUAGAGGAACAAAUGCAAAUCAAACGAAAAUCGCCAGAAGGCUGUAUCAACACCAACAAUAAUUUUGUCAAAAAAUUCCUGGAUCCUAGUCGUCAAAAAGCCAUCAAAAUUAAACCACAAUUAGCGUACAGUACAGUUGUUGAUCACAACUAUUCAACUCAUUCUUUGUCGCCCAACGUGAAGCAAGAUUUGAAGAACAAAAUUGAGAAGAAUAAAAUGAGAAGAAUAUUAUUCUAAAGCCAGAAUUAAAAGAAAUUUGAUAGAAAAUGAUGCUAAAUAUACAAUUUUGUUGAAAGGAAAGUGUAUAUGGAUAAGAAAAUAGGGACCAAUUUAUAUGUGAUAAAUGUAGAUUUAAUUAUUAUGUAAAUAUUUUUUUAAUAAAUUACAUUUUUUUUA
Molecule: messenger RNA, 2090 nt
Organism: Sitophilus oryzae (rice weevil)
Lineage: Eukaryota; Metazoa; Arthropoda; Insecta; Coleoptera; Curculionidae
Product: asparagine-rich zinc finger protein AZF1-like
Exons: 7
Coding region: 240-1931 (563 amino acids)
Biological process (GO): regulation of transcription by RNA polymerase II
Cellular component (GO): nucleus
Molecular function (GO): RNA polymerase II cis-regulatory region sequence-specific DNA binding; DNA-binding transcription factor activity, RNA polymerase II-specific
Source: RefSeq, a predicted model, not a curated record